AUGAUGAGCGUGACUAUGUUGCACAUCUGCCUGUCUGCACAGGGCAGACCAUUUCAACUUCCUUUUCCGAGACACUGCCGAGAGCAGGCCAAGAGAGCUACGUAUUUACCAAAACUUCAUCCAGUGAAGAUGGAAAAGAGGUGGCUCUUCUCCCUCUUUUGUUUGCUCUCGGUGCCCAGCGUUGCAGGCCAGCCUGAAGACGUCAUUACACAAACAGAAGUGGUUCGUGCUUUGCCAGGUGCUGACGUGACCCUGGUGUGCAGCUUCCCAAAACGACACACCACCUACAUAAUACAGACUCAGUGGUCCAAGACCGAUGACAACCAGCUUACCAGAAUAGCUGUUUAUCACCCUGUUUAUGGCACCCACUACUUCACCUUUCCUGAAGCCUCUUACAACUUUUCAGUGUCCUUCAGCAUGAGGAAGUGCUGCGACUGGGAUGCUACAGAGGCUUUGUGUUUCCGUGAUCCAAAUGCCAAGUCUGAGUGCAAUCGGUGGGCUCUGCACCUGAAAAACGUUACCGUCUCCCUCAGCGGGCAGUACGAGUGCAGUUUUGCCACUUACCCAUGUGGGACAAAGGCUGCAAAAAUUCAACUUCUUGUCAAGGCAGAAGAGGAGCAGCACUACGUGAAGGAAGUGCAGUUAAACCAGACUUUAGAAAUUCCAUGCGUUGAGGACACGACCUCAGAAAAUUUGUCCAAUUAUCCUUUGAAGUGGCUAGUGGGGGAAAAUGGCAGGAGAGAGGAACUUGUGACCAAGGAGCCCUCCUGUCCUGCAGUGUACAGGAACAGCAGCAUGCUGGACGGGCAAAGAGUCCGCCUGGGUUUGAACUACACUCUAAAGAUUUUCCCCACCAAAAUCACAGAUGAUGGCAAGGUAUUUUCCUGCCACGUGGCGUACCACCCGGAAAGAGUCCAGAAGAGCAGCACCACCGUGAGAGUAUUCGCCUACCCUGAGAUCUCUGUUAGGCUGCAGGAGGGCUCAGCUGGCACCACGCAGAAGCCUAACGUGAGCUGCGUGGUGAGGAAGGUGUUUCCCAAGCCAAGCCUCGUGUGGUACGUGGACAGAGCGAGCCUGACGGAGCAGCCCGGAGAAAUUGCUGUUGAACAAGAAGACUUGCAAGACAGUGAAGGUUUCUAUCAGCUGAGAUCAACACUGGUGUUGCAAGGGACCCAGCAGGCACAUAAGAUAUUCUCAUGUGCAUGUCUGUUUUCCUUCCUCGGGAAUGAAACACGGAAUAUUUCAUCAGAAGAAAUAUUUGUUUCCUUCAACCUUGGAAAUUCAGCACUUCCAUCAGCUGUUGUGGCUACCUCAGAGCACCAGUCGACAUCUUUGGCCUCUCCGGAUUUCACAAGUCAAGCAAGCUUGGCUCCUGCUUCCACAACACAAGGAGCGCUGAUUUCUACUGCAGAGGUGAAAAGCUAUACCAGCCCCACAGCAUUCAGUGAGAGUUUGACAACCGCUCAUUUGAACGAUUCCACCACCAAAUCCCUGCAAAGCCUCAGGAAUGCCACGCGCUCCUCUGAGAAUACAACUCUGGUGUAUCGUAACCUGUCCUUCAGUGUCACAGACCAGCCAAUUUCAGUUACCAGAGGGAAAGAUUUCUUUACUACCAGCAGUCUGCUCAAUAGUACUGGUGGUGUGAGGAACGCGAAAGACAGUCGCUUCCCUUGGCCAACAGUGGUAGCCGUCCUGCUCCUCUUCUGCAGUUUUCUAAUAGCUUUAGGCAUCAGGAAAUGGUGUCAGUACCAGAAAGAGAUUAUGAACAGACCUCCAUCUUUCAAGCCACCACCACCUCCGAUAAAGUACACCUCCAUGGUGGAGUCUGAUGGGACUCCCCCAUCCUGCCAUGAACUGGAAAACCUGUAA
Molecule: messenger RNA, 1869 nt
Organism: Haliaeetus leucocephalus (bald eagle)
Lineage: Eukaryota; Metazoa; Chordata; Aves; Accipitriformes; Accipitridae
Gene: CD96
Product: CD96 molecule
Exons: 14
Coding region: 1-1869 (622 amino acids)
Biological process (GO): cell-matrix adhesion; inflammatory response
Source: RefSeq, a predicted model, not a curated record